GGGCGGGCGGGCGGCGGGGGCGCGGCCAUGCCGGGGCGCGGGGCGCGGGCCGAGGCGGGCGCGGCGCGGGCGCGGGAGCCGGCGCGCCUGUGCGGCUACCUGCAGAAGCUGUCGGGCCGGGGCCCGCUGCGCGGCUUCCGCAGCCGCUGGUUCGUGUUCGACGCGCGCCGCUGCUUCCUCUACUACUUCAGGAGCCCGCAGGACGCGCUGCCGCUCGGCCACCUGGACAUCGCGGACGCCUGCUUCAGCUUCCAGGGCCCCGGCGACGCGGCCGAGCCCGGCGCCGCCCCGCCCGCGCACUUCCAGGUGCACAGCGCGGGCGCCGUGGCGGUGCUCAAGGCCCCAAGCCGCCAGCUGAUGACCUACUGGCUGCAGGAGCUGCAGCAGAAGCGCUGGGAGCACUGCAACAGCCUGGCCCCAGCCCGCUGGGCCGGCAGGGCCUCCCCCGCCCCCGGGGACCCCUCCCAGGGGCUGCUGGCCAGAGACAGCACUGCAGAUUCGCUUUUUCUGCACCCAGAUGCAUCUGCAGAAAAAGCCAGAAAUGUCCUCGCUGUGGAAACCGUCUCUGGAGAGUUGGUGGGAGAACCCCCUGCCAGCCAGCCGGCCCCGGGACACGUGAACCCCAUUAAUUUCUCCUUGAAGCAGUGGGGCACUGAGCUCAAAAACUCCAUGUCCUCGUUCCGCGUCGGGUGGGGGCACGGCGAGCGCCGGAGGAGCGUGUUCUACACCAGCGAGGAGUGGGAGCUCCUGGACCCCAGCCCGCGGGAGCUGGAGGAGUCGGCGCAGGAGGAGCGGCGGCAGCAGAGUCCUGAGGAGAGCAGAGGAGGCGCCGGCUCGGGCAUCGCCUUCGACCAGGGCCGCAUCUCCCACAAAGGAAAGCGCCCGCUGAAAGACAUCAUCGGUGCCUACCGGCACCGGAGCAGCAGCGGGGACCCCGCAGCCGAGGGGGCCCCGGGUGGCAGGCUGGGCCCCGACCCGCAGCUCCCGGCCCAGGCCCAGCAGGAGGAGCUGGAGCAGCUGAGGAAGGACCUGUCCAGCCAGAAGGAGCUGGUGCGGCUGCUGCAGCAGACCGUGCGGUCCUCCCAGUAUGACAAGUACUUCGCAAGCAGCCGGCUCUGCGCGGGGGUCCCGGAGGACACGCUGGAGCUGCUGCACCAGAAGGAUGAGCACAUCCUGGGCUUGGCGGGCCAGCUGGAGCGGCUCUGCCUGGAGAGAGACCGCCUCCAGGAGGAGGCGCAGGCCCUGAAGAGCAAGGCGGGCGAGCUGGGCCAGCAGCUGGCCAUGCUGCUGGAGACUGUGCAGGCCAAGGACGAGGUCAUCGUCAAGCUGUCGCGUCAGCUCAGCGAGAGCCCCCCCGGUGCGGACCCCAGCUCCCCGACUGGCGCAGACCCCCUGGAGCUGGACCGGCUGAAGGAUAAUCUGCAGGGGUACAAAACCCAAAAUAAAUUUCUGAAUAAGGAGAUCUUGGAGCUGUCGGCUCUACGCCGAAACGCGGAGCAGAGAGAGAGGGACUUGGCAGCAAAGUAUUGCAGCCUGGAGGCCAAGCUCUGCCAGAUAGAGAGCAAGUACCUGAUCCUGCUCCAAGAGCUGAAGACGCCGGUGUGCUCGGAGGAGCCGGGCCCCGCCCGGGAGGCCAUCGCCCGGCUGCUGGAGGAUGCCCUGCAGGUGGAGGGCCCCGAGCUGCUGGAGCAGGCGCCGCUGAGGCCGCACCUCGUCAGCGAGUACGACAUCCACGGGUUCCGGACCGUGCCGGAGGACGAUGAGGAGGAGCGGCUGGUGGCGAAGGUGCGCGCCCUGGACCUGAAGACCCUCCACCUGGCGGAGAGCCAGGAGGUGUCCACGGGGGUCAAGUGGGAGAACUACCUGGCGAGCACAGUGAACCGGGAGCUGGCCCGCGGCCCCGAGCUCAAGAGCCUGAUCCGCGCGGGCAUCCCGCACCAGCACCGCUCGCGCCUGUGGAAGUGGUGCGUGGACCUGCACACCCGCAAGUUCCGCGAGGGCGCCCCGCCCGGCUACUUCCAGGCCAUGCUGCGGCAGGCGCUGGAGCGGCCGAACCCAGCCUCCAAGCAGAUCGAGCUGGACCUGCUGCGCACACUGCCCAGCAACAAGCACUACCGCUGCCCCACCUCGGAGGGCGUGCAGAAGCUGCGCAACGUGCUGCUGGCCUUCUCCUGGCGCAAUCCCGACAUCGGCUACUGCCAGGGCCUCAACCGGCUGGCAGCAGUGGCGCUGCUGUACCUGGAGCAGGAGGACGCCUUCUGGUGCCUGGUGGCCAUCGUGGAGGUCUUCCUGCCCCGCGACUACUACACCAAGACGCUGCUGGGCUCCCAGGUGGACCAGCGCGUGUUCCGGGACCUGAUGAGCGAGAAGCUGCCACGGCUGCACGCGCACCUGGAGCAGCACCAGGUGGACUACACGCUCAUCACCUUCAACUGGUUCCUGGUGGUCUUUGUGGACAGCGUGGUCAGCGACGUUCUCUUCCGGAUCUGGGACUCCUUCCUGUACGAGGGCCCGAAGGUCAUCUUCCGCUUCGCCCUGGCCCUCUUCAAGUACAAGGAGGAGGAGGUGCUGAAGCUGCAGGACUCCAUGUCCAUAUUCAAGUAUCUCCGGUACUUCACGCGCACUGUCCUUGACGCUCGGAAGCUCGUCAGCAUCUCCUUUGGGGACCUGAACCCCUUCCCGCUGCGCCAGAUCCGGAACCGGCGCGCAUACCACCUGGAGCGGGUGCGGCUGGAGCUGACGGAGCUGGAGGCCAUCCGCGAGGACUUCCUGCGGGAGCGCGACGCCAGCCCCGACAAGGGCGAGUUGGGGAGUGACGAGGAGGACGCUUAGUGCCCGCCGGCCGCGGGGCGCUGGCUCCUGCCUGCGUGCCAGGGGCCUUGGCCCUAAGACUCCCGAGCGUUUCCUGCCCCGAGUGGCGGCUGGAUCCCCAGGAGGCCCCGUGCACCGUGGCUGUGAGCAGGGGAGCCCCGGCCGGCAGGUCCUGCCCCACGCAGUCAGAAAGUCUCCAAGGGCAUCCCCGGGGCUGAGCCACCCCUGCUAGGACUUGCUGGUUCGUGGCUUUGCGGGUGCAGCUGGCGAGGCCUCCGCGGCUCCUGGGUCCCGCCCGGGUCUGCAGAGCAGCCUCACCUCCAGGCCUGGUCCAGGGACACAGUGUCGGCUGCUUGCAGAGCGGGAGGCCCCUGGGCUGGGCCAGGGCUGUGAGGCCUGUUGGGCCUGUCCCCUAGGCUGCCUGUGCGCGGGGUCGCUGGCCAGGGGCUUUCGUUGACCACUGCCGCCUGCAGUGUGAAUUCUGGCCAAGGCGCAGGCAGGGUGGUCACUCCGGAGCAGCCCCUGCAGGUCUGUGAGCUGCUGGCCGAGUCCCCAUCGUGCGGACUGGGCUGGUCUCCUCCGGUGUCAACAGUGUGUGAUCAUUACCUUUUGGGGGGCAGCUUCUGGAGGCUCUUCCAGAAGCCGGGCGGGAGGGGAUGGGUGAGGGUUGGGCUCUGGGGUCAUGCAGCCAACCCGCCCGUCCUGGGCGCAAACCCGCCAUUGCUCCUGGGAGGGCGGCCUGGAAGCAGCUGGACUGCGGCCCUGCCCGGGCACCCGAGCUGCUGCCUUUGCAGGGGGUUUGAGAAACCGGGGCCGGGGGGUGGGAGCUGAGACCAUUUGGUGUGAAUCGCUGGCGAAGGCCCCCCACGUGCGCCCCCACCACCCCCGGCGGACCCACAGUGGCCUGAGGCCGGGCCCGCUGGGAGCCUCUAAGACCUGACCUGGCGGGGUUUGUUCUACGGGCCGAACGUCUGUUAAUACUUCUGUAUAUUUUCACUACAGUUUAUAUUUUUAUAGGCUAUUUUUAUGGAAGUGUUUCUGGAUUUUCUACAUCUGUUUUGUAUGGCGCGUGCCCCCACCUGUGCGUCUGCCACCCCUGCCCACCCCCUGCCCACCC
Molecule: messenger RNA, 3928 nt
Organism: Talpa occidentalis (Iberian mole)
Lineage: Eukaryota; Metazoa; Chordata; Mammalia; Eulipotyphla; Talpidae
Gene: TBC1D2B
Product: TBC1 domain family member 2B
Exons: 13
Source: RefSeq, a predicted model, not a curated record